AUGAGCGACAAUUUUGGACGGAAAAAAUCCCAACGCUGGGUGAGCGUUUCCAAGGGGAAUUACAACGGACAAGAAUGGGACAGCAGCGACGAAGAGACAGAAGCUUUCAGCAACACACAGGAUCCAUCAGGUUCUGAAACGAUUGCUGGAAAGGCACCGCCCUUACCUCGGCUGAGCCACGACAGCUCCACGAUUGAAUACUCUGCGGGAGAAGAUGAAGACUCUCAAAUAAAUGAGGGCACAAACGAACAAUCACCAAUGGCAUCGACUUUAAGCAGUCACCGAACCGACCAAGAUACCGCCAGCAAUGAAAUGCAUUUAGAGAGCACCCAUUUGAAAGGGAAUAAAUCUAUAGCUUCAGAAUUCGAAUAUUCAGAGUCUGACGACGACGACAAUGAUGAAGAGGAAUACAGGGUACCCAAGACAGGAUACUUUGCAAGCAUGAUGGAAUUCAAAGAUUCAAAUCAUGGAAACGAAGCACCACAGGAAUCAGAAAAACAGAACGAUCACUCCAAUGGUGUUCAUGAGAAUACCUUAGAGACCGAGAAUUCGGGAAGUCGAAAAGUGUCCAUUGACCACUCUGAAGAGUCUUUGAAAGAUACAGGGGGCUCAAAUUUAGCAACGGGGACACCACAAAGCACAGCAGAAUCGCAUGGCGUACCGCGCGGGCUGGAAAAAGGACCGGAAAGGUCUGCAGAUUCUGCAGAUUCUAUGCCAGCUCAGACUGACGUUACGCGCAAAACUAGUGACUCAAAAGAUUCUACUUCUGAGGCAACACCGCAACAACCAUUCUCAGUACACGAUUCAUCGGGUUCUUCGUCGGAAAGGCUGAACGCCGACCGUCGUUCUUCAAAUUUGGAUGAGAUUUGCACGUCGCGUUCUUGGUCGACUCGUUCAAACCGGUCUGUCGGCGAGGAGCACGAAGCAAUUGGGGAAUUGAAUGAAGACUCUUUUAAGCAGCAUACACCAGUCAGGCCUUCGCAUUCGCGUACUAGGAGCGUGGUGACCGAUGCCUCUGGGGAAUCAUUCACAAAUAGGAAAACUAGUGUGAUUUCAUCUGAUGGGUAUGAAGAUAACGCCUCAUUUUUCAACCACUAUGGAAACAACAGCCCGCAAUCUUCAUCUGCAGGUGGGAGUAACAGAUCUCCGCAGAAAGCUCAAGCUUCGUCUCCCUUAAAAUUAAGAUACACCUCCAAAACGGAUCUUCAUCCUUCAGAUAUGACUGAGCAUGAGUCUGCAACAGAAGUUGAGAAUGUCAGAAGUGAGGAAAGAAGCUCUCCUUCUGAUAAUGGCACCAAUGAUUCAGAUGUGGAUGAUGACGAAAGUGUGAUAAGAAUUCCCAAAAACGGCUACUACGCUCAGAUCAUGAAGGACUUCUCUAAGGAUGCUGCCACAAAGGAAGGAAGCGAUACUAACCAGAGUCAUGAAGAUGCAGAAAGUGACAUAGUGAGCACCGAGACGGGUUCGAUAACAGACAGUAUUCAGGCUUCUCGUGCGCGGUCAUUCGAAAGCCAAAAUGCGAAUCAGGAAAAACUGAACAGUGAGCCUGAAUCACCAAAUGACGCAGUAGAUGAUAAUGGCUCGGUGAGAAGCAAUGAGGAGCGUAAAAAGUCAGCAUUGAGACAGUCGAUCAACCUAGGUAAGUGGCAACCCGACACUGAUGCCAAUAGAGCAAAUUUCUUAGGUGGCGCGACGCCCACAGAUGAUGUGCCAGAGGGAUACGUGGUUGAUAGAGACGGUCAACUGGUUGACCUCAAUCCUUCAAAGAUGAGAACCGAAAGGGCCAUAUCCAUGUAUUCUGACGCAGCUAGCGCAUGGAAUGCUUUUCCAGCAUCUGCGGGUGCUGUGGGUGGGGACACCGAUACGGUUUAUGACACCAAGACAAUAUAUGAUAACCAGACUAUUUUCAAUGUACCCGGCGCGAUUUUGAAUCACAAUUCGUUACCUCCGCUACCUCGGGAUGUGUCCGAAAGUGCUCGGACAAAUACGAUAGCGGAUUCUGACUCGAUACUGAAGCACCUAAAUGGCGAGAAAAGGCAUCAUACUUCAAACUUGAAGGAGGACUUUUCAGUGCAGGCUCCAGACUCCAGCGAGAUUGCCCAGCUGAAUAAGAAGACGAUUCCGUCACUAGACUUGGACGCGUUACUCCAAUCAAAAAGCAAACCUCAUGCGACUAAAAUCAGAGAGCUCACAAGCUAUUCGAGAGAGCUUAACGAUUACGAUAGUGGUCUACACAUAUGGAUAAGUUUUGCUUUAAAAUCGUCUGCAUCUGAUAGAGACUAUAUCUUUGACGAGUACAAGGUAAACAAGCAUGUCAAGGAUGCAUACGCACAGGCUGAUGAACUAGGCAAAAAGAUGACAGUGAGCAAUACGGUAGCGAAUGUUAAUCAAAAUGUCUCCCACUUGAAGCGCAAAGUAUUUUCGCAUUCAAUGAAGGAGAAAUCGAAGGGCCUUUUCUCUUCGAUAGGGAAAAAGAAGACUUGA
Lachancea sp. 'fantastica' is the source of this 2484-nucleotide messenger RNA. Lineage: Eukaryota; Fungi; Ascomycota; Saccharomycetes; Saccharomycetales; Saccharomycetaceae. The record is from the annotation of a GenBank genome assembly.